This is a messenger RNA of Prorocentrum cordatum, 327 nucleotides long. Lineage: Eukaryota; Dinophyceae; Prorocentrales; Prorocentraceae. The record is from the annotation of a GenBank genome assembly.
GGGAAGCCUCCGGAGGUCGACGUGCCACGACGCGUCGGAGGCCCGUUCCACAGCGCGCGGCGAGCGAGCGAUUCCCCCCCCCCGUGGGCGGCAUGUGCGACUUCGGGGACCUUGCCUGCUGCACCUUCCGCGGCGACCGCGGCGAGGCGGCCCGGGCCGCCACGGCCGCGGCGGACGGCUGCAGACCGCCGGCGGGAGGCGGCCGUCGCCACAAGGGCCGCGAGCUCGAGAACUUCUGCUUCUCCUUCCCGGCCGAGGACGCCGCGCCCCAGCCGUCGACGCCGCGCGCGGAGCGUGGGCGGUCCGCGCCCAGGGGCGGGGGCGCAG